This is a messenger RNA of Amoebophrya sp. A120, 6809 nucleotides long. Lineage: Eukaryota; Dinophyceae; Syndiniales; Amoebophryaceae. The record is from the annotation of a GenBank genome assembly.
CUGCAACCCGUUUUAGAAGCAAGUCGGAGCAAAUAGUUGGCAAUAGCUCUGUCUUCACAACGUUUGUCGGUUACUAUCUCUUCUAUCUUCGUUUUUACAACACAAGCAGCACAGAGUCGCAGAACAGCAAGAAAGAAACUCACCUAUGGCCUCGCCCUGUCGUCGUCCAAAAGCGUAUAAUUUCACCGCUAGAACUCGGUCGUCAAAAAAUAACCCGAUGAAGCUCCUCCGUUCGAGUUUCCUUGCUUCCUGCCCCGGGGUGGUUUUCUUACAGCACAGCAAUUAUGUCACGACUGUGGUAAACGCCGCGGUGACCACACCGCCCAUUACGACCACGGAUAAGAAAAAACUAGACUUGGACAAGGUCGGAUUAAGCCCUGACAAAGCGAAAAUGGUUAGGGAGUUGGAAGAUGAGGAGGAAGAGGACAUCAAAAAACAACCCACCGAGCGCAAAAUGUACUCGUCCAAGCGGCAGGGGAAGGCUAUGGUCGGCAAGGAAACAGACCCCAGCUCGGAGGAGUAUGGGACUCUCAAUUGUUACAUUCUCAACUGUUACAUGAAUUUGUAAUGCAAGCAUAGCGAAACCGAAAGUCAAAGGGGGAGCGGGAGGAUUGCACCUCUAGCAUUACAAAUUCCGCACAGAUUUCAAUGCUGUUUAGCCCUUCGGAAAUUUGUCAUGCGAAGUCGCUGCACCGUGUGGAUGUUGAUGUUGGUUUUGCAUGACAAAUCGUGUAACAGUUGAGAGUGUAGCGCUUGAGAACGCCACAAGGAAAAUGAAGAAGCCGAUCGGACCAGCCGGAAGGGGUCACUGGCACGAAAAUUGCCGAAAGAAGAAGAGCACGAGUGGGAUGAGAAAAACCCGGAGCCGGUAUUCCGAGUAAAAACGUCCCCAUUCAGAGUUGUCAUGCAAAUCUGCAUGCCAAAAAAUUUUCUCAUGCGAAGCCCCAUGAGAAGCUUUUUCUAGUCGUCUUUUGGGAUUUGUGAUGUUAGAAAUAGCAUGAUAUGCUAGAUCUGUCAUCCUGCUGAAGUAGAACUACACUUCACUGCGAGGACCAACUUGUCAUGCGAAACAACCAAAGCUGUUUGAUUCGUCUAGCAGCAUUCCCAUCUUGACUCUGGUGUGGGGACGUUUUUCCUCAGGAUAGCCGGAGAUUUUCCGCUGGGUUUUGAAGCCGGAAUUCAGCUACUUGAAUCUGAUAUGCAUUGCAAAUAUUAUGUCUGGGUCGGGAAGGAAAUGCGGAUUUGUGAUGCUAGUUCUGGAGGGCACAAAGGUUUGUGUUGCAUCAGAGCACCAGUAGUUUCUUAAAUUUCUUGCGACGAAAUAAAGUGCGAAUCUCUCAUGCGGGAACGGCAUUGGAAAGCAUGUCGCGCAGAACUUGUAAUGCUUUGCUCCGCAUUCCAGACCAUUUUUUUUUAUGUAGUCCAGGAGAUGCAUGACAGACUCCAGACCUCCCAGACAUGUCUGUAUUUGAUAUCUGACCAGCCAGGAGUUUAUCUACAGCUUCCCGAAGCCGGGCGUCGUUUUGGACUUUGACAUCGUCACGGAGGACAUGGUAUGCUCUGCAAAAGUAAAUCGUACUAGUGGAAAUCGCACGACAAAUUCCCUCUGCAUGAGAAAUAGAAUUUCUAAUGCGGAUUUCCGUUUAGGUUUAGAGUUGUCAUGCACGAUUGCGAUUCCUACGAGUGCGAUGCUUUUGCAAUUCAUACAUGUUGGACAAGAAGGACGCGGACAAAAUCCUCCCCAACGAGUUAACCGCCGAUGUGUUCGAAAAUUUGAUCAAGAACGGGCACUAUUUCGCGGUUCGGAAGUUCGCCCACUCCUUUCCGGAGAUCAAAUACCACUGGAAUACGUAUGAAAGUGCACAACUCCCCUUCUCCUCAUUUGUGUUGCAUGAACAGCAAUACAAACGCCAGCGACCCUAGAGCCUGUGCAUGACAGAUUUAUGUACCUACAGCAGUAGUGUUUGGGCUUUCGAAACUUGUCAUGCACACGGCGCCACAAGGCAGUAAAUGGAUUACGGAUUUUGCAUGACAAAGGAGGGGGAGGAGGAGUUGUGCACUGUCAUAAUACCUGCGCCGCGUUCAAAAACGAGCUGCCCCAUGUUUUGGGCGACAUCGUCGAGGCAAACCGGAUAUCCUGUGCAAAAGUAUCUGAUACUCGUAUUGCAAGCAUGCAUUACAAAUUUUUUCCUUAGUGUAAAUCAGCAUCACAAAUUUUAUUUCUUAUGCUGAGGAAAUUUGUUUUUGAUUUUGUAAUGCAUUUAUACGAGUGCUGCGAUGCGUUUGCAAUGCAUACAGGAAGGGCGGCGGUCGCGGGAUCCACAUGCCCGAGAUUCUGGAGCACUACACGCAGGGAUAUGGAUUGCAAAUAUGUCUGGGUCUGGAAGAUUCUAAACUUGUAAUGCUGUAUCUGGAUUCUGAAAAAAUUUGUAUUGCAUGUCCAGCAAGAGGACUCCAGUUUGUGCUAGUAGUCGGAGAGGGCGUUUGUCAUGCGGAAGAGGCAUCACAAAGUCCUCUAAAUAUCUGUGAUGCUAGGGCAUGCAUCACAGACAUCAUGGGUCAUUCACAAAAUGCAUGACAAACCUGGUAAUCUUCCAGGCCCAGACAUUUUUGCAAUUCAUAAGGGAUCGCAGGACACGUUUCACGCGUUGCACGAAUUGGAUCCGUUUGACAACAUGGGCGACUAUCCAUUGCAAAAGUUCUUUGUGAGUAACAUAUUGCAUUGGAAGCAUUUCUUGGGAGGAAUCGCAAGACAAAGACUCUUUUCAUAGCCUAACUCAGCAUUUUUAGUUACAAACCGUAGCUAGUGUUGUAAUUUUUAUCAGCAAGUGUAGCAGCACCUUGAGCUCGAAAUCAUUUGUCAUGCGCUUUAUUUCGCAUUCGUAGAUCUAGAUCUACAACUACUACAUGCAACGCGUCACAGCAUAGCUUUUGCAAUGGAUAGUCUCAACGAGUGGCUUAUGCCAGAGGACCAUGAGAAUUACUACCCCGGCCGGUACAGCUGGAAGAAACGCGAGCACGAAAAAAAAUUGCGUGAGGAGCACGAUUAGGGAAAGAAGUGCAAAGGGUGCUGCUCUUUUAGUCUGCAUUCGGUGAAUUUUUAAACAAAAUUUUGUAUUUUAGGGCGGGUAGGAAUAUGUGAAAAGAUCUUUGUCUUGCGCAGUCGUACAAAUAAAAUACGUCGCUAGUAUCGCAAAGAAGAACUUUUGCACUGUGGAUACUCCAAAGCACGUAGCGAGCGGCAACAAGAAACACGAUUUUCACCAUCACGGCGAGGCGAACUACAAGCUAGAAUUGCGGGAAGAACUCGGCAUGCACGAGCACGCCAACGCCGAGCUGCGAACCCGGCAGAAGCAGGGCUCGGACGCCCCGACGAAAAAUCCGCACUACUGGGGCAUCAAGGAGGACAUGCACCAGCACCCGGAACGAAAAAUUUGGGUGGAGUCUUUACUACCGAAAGCGUCGAAGUUACCCGGCUUCAUGCAGCGGAAAGUGAAGGACAAGCGGCGGAUAUCCAAGAAAAAAACUGUGUGAGUGCAGCUGUCUUGGAGUGACAGCUGCAUGACAAAUUUGCUCUACAUGACAGAGAAAACCUGUAAUGCGCAGCAUGUAUGUGAAAACACAUACGAAAACAGGAGCUGAUGGCUGGCCAGCAUGACAGCUGUAACUGUGUUCUGUGUUUUGCAUCACAGAUUUACACUCACAUAGCUUUUUUCUUUGCAUGGCGAAACCUGUCUACCAGUCCCGAAUUCUGGUUCGCCUCCGUGAAAGAUUCCGGGGCGAAAGCACAUUUGGAUGGGCACAAGCAGUCCACCAUCUCCAUCCAGCUUUCCGGGUCCAAAAUCUGGCGGUUCCAGGAAAUCGACGAGCGGAUCGGGGACCCGACCGUGGACAAGAAGUUCGGAAACGGCGGAGUUUCCUACCUGUACGCGUACGAGGACGGGGCUUGCUACGAAAACAAUCCCACGGUCUGCACAACCCACACCUCGCAACUGUCGGAGGAAGAGAAGAAGAAUUCGAAGUGGCGGACGAUCAAGCUCAACCAGUUCGACGCGGCUUUCUUCGCCCCGGGGAUCGUGCACGAAACGAAAAACGUGCUGACCGACGAGCACCAACUGGCGAAAGAGCGCGGCGACGAAUUUGCCGUGAACAUCACCGCCCCGUGCGCCGCGUCACUCACCUACCAGAUGGAACCGCCGCCGGCCACGGGGCACUUCCGCAGGCACUGGGCCCGGAUCCGCAUGACGAUGGAUGUGACGGACUCAUGGCAUCGGCUGCAGCAUAUGCACUGCACAAUUAGAAUUACCGUACUAGUAAAAAUCGCAUUACAAAUUCGGUCAGCAUGAAAAAUGGAAUUUGUCAUGCUGAUUUACCUUCACAGUUAGAUUUGUAAUGCAUAAAACGCAAUGGCAAUUAGUACGAUACUUUUGCAAUGCAUACAGCACUGGGCGAUGAUGUUCAACGCGCGGACGGAGUUUUUUCAUUGGAUGGACCAACAGGACAAGCUGGUGAAAAAACGCAACGAAAAAACCGGGAAAAACGAAACCUGGAAAAUCGACAUGCAGACCCUGAAAGACGCGGUUCUGUACGGGACCAACACGAGUCAAGCAACGGAUGAGAUGGAAAUCACCGAUGGCACAGAAGAUGAGGAAACUUCGUUCGAAGUGGACGCGAAGAAGGUGCACAAGCGCAAGAAAACGGUGACCCACCACAAGAAGAAUCUCGUCGCGUUUGGAAAAAACCAGUACACCAUGGCGAUCAACGCUUUUGAGUUUCACGACUACAAUCCGAAGGACGGGUAUCUGUCAACGGACGAGAUCAAACAGACGAUGGAAGAAUUCAAGCAGAUCGAGCGGCGCGCGUUUGUAUCCCAUGUAAAAGCUGCUGCGUCGUAGAACAACCUGUAGUUCUUGGUAAAGCCGCAUGACAAAUUCCAUAUCUCGUCACGCAGAGAAAAUUUGUAAUGCGAUUACUACGUACUAGUUGUUUACCUAUGAUGCGCUUUUGCAAUGUCGAUAGCCUGCGUAUGAGGAUGACUUGGAGGAGAUCAUCGGGAUGGAUUUGCUUUCCAAAAUGCCGUAUCAAAUGCAAACAUGCCCGGGUCUGGAAGAGUGCAGAUUUUUGUCAUGCUGUUUCUGCAUGACACAGAAUGUCUGUCAUGGAAGCCCUAGUAGCAUCACAGAUUUUUUCGAGAAGGUUCCGCAUUGAUGCCUGAUCCGCAUGCCAAAUCCCCCAUUUUGGUGACAGGAAGCGGGCAUCUUUUGCUGCCUCUGCAUGACGAGAGAUUUGUGUGUGUUGUGAAAUGCGCAUCACAAGUUCGCAUCCUUCCAGACAUCCAGGAAUAUUUGCACUGCAUAUCCCGCACUACCGGGACCUGAAGCUGGAGUUGCUCGGGAAGCGGAAGUGGAAGAAAAACCGGGAGGGGCAGAACAACAAACGACUGCGCAAGAUCGCGAAGAAGGUCAAGCUAUGCAUUGCAAACAUGUCUGGGUCUGGAACACAGCAAGUUGUCAUGCUAAGUCUGCAUCGUAGAAAAAUCUGUGUUGCAUGAUUGCCAAAAGUUGUCCACUUUUGACCAAGUUGGAGCCGAGUUUCUCAUCCAGGAUAGGCGUGAUAGACAUUUCGCAGGGUCUGUCAUGCUUGUUCUUGCAUUCCAGACCUCAUGGGCCAUGGAAAAUCUGCAUGACAAGUCCUGCCAUGUUCCAGACCCAGAAAUUUUUGUAGUGGAUACAGGCAGCGCCUGCGCAAGGCGGUUUACGAGGACCCGCAGCUGAUGGAGGGGCACGUGGUAUCCCGUGUAAAAACGUCCCCACCUCCCCAUAGUUGUCAUGCAAUUCUGCAUGCCAAAAAAGUUUCUCAUGCGGAGCCCUAUGAGAAGCAUUCUCUAUUCGUGUUUUGGAAUUUGUGAUGCAAGAAUCAGCAUGCUGCGCUAGAUCUGUCAUGCUUCUGAACUAGCUCAACAGGAUUACACUACGAGAACAAGCUUGUCAUGCCAAACAGCCAAGGCUGGUUGAUUUGUCUAGCAAAUUUCCCAGUGAGCCUCUGGUGUAGGGACGUUUUUAAUCAGGAUACGUGGCACAUGUGGACCUGAUCGACAUCCGUACCGCAAUCAGCCGCCGCAACUACCCGGGAAUUUGGGUCUACCCGCGAGUAUGGCGAUGGAGAGAAUCUUCGUUUUUGAUGAGACCACACAGGAGUAGCUGCGUGAAGAGCAUUUUAUUUUUGGGAGAGCUUGGGCUUGUCAAGAUUCUAGGUGGCCUCUGCAUGAUGUUGACAAGUUCUGAGCUGGUCUGUGCGUGUUGACAAGUUCUGAGCUGGAUUCUGGGCACGACUACUUCUGUAAAUAUAAUUUCUCAUACGAAGUUCUUUCUCUUGCAUAGCAGUUUCCCAAGGACCACUACCAUGCCGACCACUACAAGGGCCACAACGCUGGGCACGAUGCGAAUGACGAGCUGUAAGCAAAGGAGGGGAGUCAGUACAUGGGCGUACUAGUGGGUGGUAUGGUGAUGCAUCACAAGAAAAUCGAUCUGUAUCUGCAAUCACGCAGGUUUUCGCUCUGCAAAUUUUUCGAAGUUAGUGUUUUUUUUUUUGAAGACAUUGAAUGCCGCAUGUUGAUCCUUCGGGUUUCAGAUUGUCAUGAUGCGUGUAAAGCUAAGCUUAAACAAUUAAUGUCCAAGGCUUAGCGAAGAACGAUGGAAGCUCCAGCAGAAUAUCAUGGUUGUAUACCCUGGUAGAUUUCGAAGAAACGAGGAAGAAGAGAAAGAUUCAGUUUACGACGUUCACAUCGAUUUGAUUUUUGCAACUUUUUU